GGAGGCACAGUCUGGCUGGGCAAAAGCAGGAUGCACCACGCAGCUCUGCCCCAGCUCCCCGGCACCCUGUGAAGGAUGAACUCCCGGGGCUUGCAGGACAACGCUACCGACAGCAGUAACACCAGCGAGAGGGAGCGCAUCAGGGGGCGCAUGAAAAUGGUGAUCGGGCAGCUCGAAGGCAUCCUGCAAGAACUCAAGGAGGUGGCCAAGGAGCUCCGUGAAGUGGUGAGCCAGAUUGACAAGCUGACUUCAGACUUUGAGUUUGAGCUGGAGCCGGACGACUGGACCACAGCCACCAUGAGCAGCACAUCCAGCAGCGAUAAGGGAGGUGGGAUGUUUGACCUCGGGCACCUCGAUUUCAUGACCUCAGAUAUCCUCUCCGACAGCUGGGAGUUCUGCUCCUUCCUGGAAGCCUCCACCCCGUCUGAUUCGGGCGAUGGCUCAGAGCAGCAGCAAGGCCGCCAGCCCGACUACCGGCUGAUGAAUGGCGGGGUGCUGACCCCCAAUGGACCCCGGGUGGAGACCCCAGACUCUUCCAGCGAGGAGGCCUUCAGCUCUGCUCUGAGCCACAAAGCCCAGCACCAGAGGACACCUGGAACACGGGAACGAGUGAGGUUCAGUGACAAAGUCCUCUAUCACGCUCUGUGUUGCGAUGACGACGAGGAAGCGGACAACGCCCCACCUUCCGAGGACCCUCCCGAGGAGCCGAGCGAGGUGACACACAAGGCGGCGCCCGCCGUCAAGGGAACACUGCGGCGGUCGCCUCAUCUGAGUAGCGCUCAGCAGCGGAAGCUGACGCGGAACAGCAGCACCCAGACGGUGUCGGACAAAAGCACUCAAACGGUGCUGCCCUACGUCUCGGGGAAACAGAAAGCGAAAAGCAAGAACUGA
Molecule: messenger RNA, 891 nt
Organism: Zootoca vivipara (common lizard)
Lineage: Eukaryota; Metazoa; Chordata; Lepidosauria; Squamata; Lacertidae
Source: RefSeq, a predicted model, not a curated record